This is a messenger RNA of Lymnaea stagnalis (great pond snail), 8451 nucleotides long. The record is from the annotation of a GenBank genome assembly. Lineage: Eukaryota; Metazoa; Mollusca; Gastropoda; Lymnaeidae.
GAUGAUGAAAUUAAUGAUCUAUACCGUGCAAUACCGGAGGUGGCCAACCAUUUCACAGUCACUUGUAAGAUAGGGGAAGGUGAGAACAUUUAAAUUCAUACUUAAUAGUACUGCUGGGCAUUGCAAUCUGGAUUAAAAUUUUGUUUUCAGAAUAGUUUAAAUUAAUUUCUUGUUUAAACUCUUUAUCUCUAAGAUGCAUCAAUAAAUAAAAUGAUUACAUGAUAAUAAAAUUAUUUCGCCUUUCCAUCAUUGUGAUAGAAUGUUGCAGUUUUACUUUCAAUCGAUCAAUGUUUAAACCUAGGUAGCAUUAUUUAUUUCUAGCCAACAAAGUGAUCAAAAUUAUGCUUAGAGAUUUAAUUUUGUUUAAUCAUGAGAUGACUUUCUUUUUUUAAAUCCUUUAUAUUAACUUGGCUUUUUUGUUAUUUGUUUCUGACAAAAAUCUUAGGACAAUUACAACACAUUCUAUCUAAUUUUCAAUCCCAGCCCCUAAAAAUCAGUUUUACCAGUUUUUUAAGGGGAAGAUGAAGAAAAUAUGAUGAAAAUGAUUUAACGGAAAAAAAAUUCCCAAUAACUGCUUUAAAUAAGAUUCUUUAAAAAACAAUAUUGCAAGUGCGUUUGGUGCGUAAUAUUUUCUUUUGUUUUUCUGAAAUGGUGAAAUAUAUCUGCAGUGUAAAAGGGGGUGGUUCAUUAAAAUGUUAAUAUAGUUCAGGGGCGUGUAAAAAAUGUGAAUUUGCGAGCCAGGGGUGGGGGAGCACUAAUUGGGAUUCUCUUAAAGUGCAUUAUUUUUAUCCAUGUUUGGUCAAAUUUUCAGCCCCACCCCAUUGCUCGAUUUUAUAAAGCAUCUUGACAAAAACUUUGUUUUUAGGGUUUGUUAAAUUUAAAUAUUGUUUUUUAAAUUCUUAGAUCAAUUAGGAUAGCAAUAGAAAUGCUUUAUUUCUGCAGGUGCAUUCAGCUGUGUGUAUUUAGCAAAACUCAAGCAUUACCCCGAGGUCGUUGAAAUGUUUGCUCUGAAACAUAUUAUCCCAACAACCCACCCGUCCCGCAUUGAAAAUGAAUUGACUUGUCUGCUGACUAUAGGGUAAGUGUAAGUGAUCGAGGAAUUGGAUAUAUGACAGUGCAGACCAAGGGUCAGCAACCUUUUAUUUUUUAAUUUUUUUUAUUUAAUUUUUUUUUUUUUGUGGAGCCAUAUUAGUCAAAUCAUACGAUGUUUAUAUCUGUCUAGGAUACAUUUUGUGAGUCGGGUGUCAUCACUGAUUAGGAAGAAAAAUAGUUCUACAUCGCUGAUUAGGAAGAAAAAUAAUUCUAUCCAAGAGCCACAAGCGGCUCUAGAGCUGCAGGUUGCCAAUCCACUGAACUAGAAAUGUUUGAAAAUAUUGUACAUUUUUUAAAUAAAUUUAAUAGAAUAUUGUUGAACACAUCUGUAAGAUUUUAGCCAUAAAGUACAUUGCACAAGUAUAAAAGCCAUCCUAGUUGAAUUUAGUUAUAUGUGAUAUGUUCUUGAAUUUAGUUAUAUGGGAUAUGUUCUUGAAUUUAAUUCUAUGGGAUAUGUUCUUGAAUUUAGUUAGAUGUGAUAUGUUCACGAAGGGGAAAACAUUUUUCUAAGAAAAAAGGGUACAAUGGGUUGGUGAAUAUCAUUUCUGCUUUCAUAUCAUUUGGGGUUGUCAUGUUUUGGCUGAAUAAACAUGGAUAGGAUGACGUCACCAUGAAUUGUCAGGAAAGAAAUAAUUAAAAGAGUAAAAGUAUACAUUUUAUUUUAAAUUAUUGGGCCUGUUUUAAUUAACCCUACUUAACUUACCGGAAUCAAGUUUAGAAACAACAAACAUGAUUUUGGAACCAGCCCAACUUGAUAAAAGUAUUUUCAACCACUGGCAAGCUACUAUGCUUUGAAGAUAUUGAACAUAGCCCAUACUUACUAUCAGUAGGCUGGCUGUUUUAUCAAUCAGCAGGUUAUGUAUAAAUUAUAAAUAAUAAAUUCAAAUAUUGCUAUCUGCUGAUAAAUGAUAACUUUAUAUUUUACCUUGUUUAUUUUCUCCAGUGGUUGUGACAAUGUGAUGGAAGUUAAACUCUGCUUGCGUAAUCGAGACCAUGUGGUUUUUGUGAUGCCUGUAUUUCUUCAUGAUAAAUUUCAGGUAAGAAUUUUUUAAAUGUUCAGUGAUAAUUGUAUUUUAAUGUCAUUCAUGAAUAGUCUUGUGGUUUUAAAUGCAUGCAUUUCUAACCUGAAUGCUAGCCCCCUGAAUUUUAGUAAAUGACACAACUCCAGUGCUUAGGCCGCUAUGGGAAGACUGAAGACUCAAUUAUGGGAUUUUAAAAUGAAAAUUGAAUUUAUUUCACAUUUAAACUUAAAAGUUUUAGAUGUUUUUCACCUUAUUUUUUUCAGAAUAGUCAGGACCAACUUUUUGGUGCAGUUUUCUGUGCACUUUAUUUCACCAUGUAAUUCAAGAGUUUGCAAACAGUAAAAAAAAAAAAAAUAAAAAAUAAAAAAAAAAUAAAAAAAAAAAUAUUUAACGAUUGUUCUCAGACGAUAUCUACUUCUUCUUUUUCACUUUUCUACGUAUUGAUGUAACAUAGACAGUCAACUGUAAAAAUUAUCGUUCCAUGACUUCCGGUCACNGGGGGGGGGGGGGGGGGUUGGGGGUUUUUUUUUGGUGUUAUUUAGAAAUAAAUUUUCAUGAGGAAAUUUGAAUGCUUGCUUCAUUGUUGUUUGCAUUAAUUUGCAAUGUUCAUUAGGAGUAUCUCCAUAACAUGAGUGUCGACGAAGCCAGAGAAUACAUGCAGAAUCUUCUUGUAGCUCUGAAACGAGUUCACCAGUUCAAGGUCAUUCAUCGCGAUGUCAAGCCCUCUAAUUUCCUCUACAACCGUCAGCAUAAAAAGUAUGUCAAUGUUUUAAGUGAAUUUAAACCACCUUUCAGCAGAGACAUCACAUUUCUGGGCAAUGCCGGGCAGCUCACCAAGUCCUCUAUAUACCAGCACAACUUAAAAUAGCUUUUCUGCCUUAAGUACAUAAUAAAAGUCAUUUGACAGUUAUUCAUUUCAAGAUUUCUGUUUAAUAUUCAAAUAGAUAGCAUACCUUAUUUAAUAUGUGGGCACUAUUUGGUCAGAUUCAAUCCACUGUUUGCUCAAUCCUGCUUGUCAUUACAAACAAAACAGAAUUCUAAAUACCAUAACUCCAUUGCAGAUUUGCCCUUGUAGACUUCGGUCUGGCAUCCGGGCCUAUUCUUAAAGACAGAGACGGCGAGAAGCAAGACAAAACUGCAACACAUCCAAAGAAAUCAGCAGACAAUAAAUCAAAUUUUGCCAUGCCCGACAACAAAAAAAUGACGGUUCGUAUUCCCUUGUCGCCUUCUAAACCGGACCCGACCGAGAACAUUUUGGUUAACAUUACUAAAGGUCCCGGAGGAAAGGUAACUGCCACUGUCCACAACCCUACAGAGUCUUAACAAUUUGUCUUGUGUUAGGCCUAGCCAGUCUUUUACUAUGCAUGUUUGUACACUUAAGUUAAAAGAAAAAUAGUGGAAACAUUUAUCUCACUACAGAUCAAUCAUUUAUAAUCAUUAAUUUAAUUUUAAGGUUUUAUUUAGGGUCUAGUUGUCUGGACUGCAAAUUAAAUUAGUUUUACAGUGCUAAAUAUGGAAAUGGUCACUGUUAUAUUUAGUGAUAAAUAAUACCAGAGAUGAUGAUUCAAAAUGUGACUCAUUUUAAUAUCCACAUUCACAAUAUUCACAAUAAUAAAUAAGUUUCACAGAAAUAUGAAGAUACUUUGAAUGACAUCAUACAAAUUUUAAUUCCUAUUAUACUUCCAUAAUAUAAUCCUAUUUUACUUUACUUGAUAAUGUUAUCAACAAAAUAUCAUUACAUAAUCAACGAUCCUCUCAAGUCCCCAAACUCUGUACAUUACGCACAAGAAAUAUUAAGUCCAUUACUUGUCUGCCAUUGGUGGUUCACAUAUUCACAAUGACAUCUGUGACGGAAGUCUUAUUUUGCUUGGAACCAAUUCCAAACAGGCCACUGGCGGUAAAAAGAAGCAAAAUAUUGCUGGGACUGGGAAGCCGUUCACUUUAACCUUGCCGUCUACAUCAGCGGCCUCAGUUCUGGCAGAAAAUCAGAGUCAGUGUGGCUGUUAUGGUAAGCCACAGAUAUGCAGCAUCUGUUCAACAAGGUGGGUCUACGCUGCAUGUUUCACACUUACUUAAUGCUCACUGAGAAAAUCAUCUUGUCUGUCUUGAGUUAUCCUAAAUGGCCUCAUUUUUUAAAAAAAAAGGGUUUUUAAUUUCUUCUACUAUUGAAUCUUUAAAAAGACACAAAAUUAUUGCUCAUGUGGGUCCAACAAUAUUAUCAAUUAUUUUUUUUAAUUAACAUGGAUUUUUUUAACAAUUAAAAUUUCAUGUUAUGUUAUUACAAUGAAAUCUUAUUUAUAAAAGAGGAUUUUUUUUAGAAAAUCAAACAUACUUUACAUAUAUUGUACAGACAGAACCAGAUAGCACCAAGAGCUGGAACUGCUGGCUUUCGAGCACCUGAAGUGUUAAUGAAAUAUACAGGACAGGAUACAGGUGAGGCCCGAACUUGACUUGGUGAGAGAACUGCUUGGCGCGGGGACCACGGUCAGAGAAAAAAUGUCUGUUAUGUAUGUUCGUCUAUCUAAAUCGAUCAAGGUCAUUUUUAUCAUAGGAUCCGUGCUGGUUCUGAUUCUGUCUGUGCACACUCCAAUGGUUGAUGAUUCUGGAACAAAAUGUUCUUGUGCAGCAGGUGCAAGGGAUAGAUGGGACAUCUUCAGGUGCUUCUGUUUAAAAUGUUUAAGAAACUCAUAAUAGUAAAUAUAAUAUGUAUAUAUAAGUAAUAUAUAUAUGUGUUUGUGUGUGUAAUUAUGGGGCAAAUGUUUUUUAAUGAAGUAGGGCCGCAUCCCCUGUAUAUGAAUUUCUAAGGUUUCCAUUGAAAUUACAAAGAUUAUUAUAAACCAGAACUACAGCAAUAUUGUGUAUCAUUUGGCCCAAUGCAGGGGAGAUAAUACCAUCAGUUUCUGUCUCACCACCCCUCCUGUGACAAAUUUAUUUUUUAUUUUUCUCACUCUUGUAUAAAUCGGGUCUUUGAGUGAUUAGCUCACCCUUACAUAGAUGGAGUGAUUGAAUUGUUAUCUCACCCUCACAUAGAUGAGGUGAUUGAAUGAUUAGGUCACCCUUACAUAGAUGGAGUGAUUGAAUUGUUAUCUCACCCUCACAUAGAUGAGGUGAUUGAAUGAUUAGGUCACCCUAUCAUAGAUGGGGUAGUUGACUGAUUAGCUCACCCUUACAUAGAUAGGGUAUUGAAUUGUUAUCUCACCCUUACAUAGAUGGAGUGAUUGAAUUGUUAUCUCACCCUUACAUAGAUGGAGUGAUUGAAUUGUUAUCUCACCCUUACAUAGAUGGAGUGAUUGAAUUGUUAUCUCACCCUUACAUAGAUUGGGUGAUUGAAUGAUUAGCUCACCCUUACAUAGAUAGGGUAUUGAAUUGUUAUCUCACCCUUACAUAGAUGGAGUGAUUGAAUUGUUAUCUCACCCUUACAUAGAUUGGGUGAUUGAAUGAUUAGCUCACCCUUACAUAGAUAGGGUAUUGAAUUGUUGACUGAUUAGCUCACCCUAUCAUAGAUGGGGUGGUUGACUCAUUAGCUCACCCUUUCAUAGAUGGGUUGGUUGACUGAUUAGCUCACCCUAUCAUAGAUGGGGUGGUUGACUGAUUAACUCACCCUUUCAUAGAUGGGGUGGUUGACUGAUUAGCUCACCCUUUCAUAGAUGGGGUGGUUGACUGAUUAGCUCACCCUAUCAUAGAUGGGGUGGUUGACUGAUUAGCUCACCCUAUCAUAGAUGGGGUGGUUGACUGAUUAGCUCACCCUAUCAUAGAUGGGGUGGUUGACUGAUUAGCUCACCUUUAUAUAGAUCAGAUGAUUUUUUUUUUUUUGUAUUUAAAUAAAAUAUUGAUCCUUCUUUUUUAAUAUUCCUUAUCAAGCUUAUAUUCAACCUUUCUGCUCAGAUCAUUCAAUAACCUGUCUUUAUGAGGUUUCUAUUGGUUUUUACACCAUGUUCUUUUUAAUAAAACAUCUCUCUCCCCAUGGCAAGUGUUUUUUCCUGGCUUUCACACAUUUUAAAGUUACUGCUAUACUAAGAAUAGUUUCAUUUUUUUUUUAAAUUUGCACAAACCAUUUUCAUUGAUUUCACCCUAAUUCUAUCUUUGCCUGCAGGUGUGGACAUAUGGUCAGCUGGUGUGAUUCUCCUCUCCAUUUUGUCGGCUCGGUAUCCAUUUUUUCGUGCUCAGGACGACAUUGGCUACCUGGCACAGAUCAUUGCCAUUCUGGGCUCUCAUGCCUGCAUCAAAGCUGCUUCAGCCAUAGGUCAGUGGUGGGGAAAAACAAUUUUGUUUUCUAAUUUCUUAUAAAUUCAUAUUUCAGGUAAUGUUUGACCCCGUUGUUUUAAAUUAUUGACAUCUGAUAAAUAUAACACAAUAUAUAAUCUUAUAAAUGUUAACAAGGAAAUUACCAUUAUAUCUGUUACAUCAAUAUUUAAUGAAUUCAAUAAUGCUUUCAAACUCGUUUAGUUUUAAAACGCUUAGGGCCUUUUCAAAAUGUCAGAUAGAAGGAAGCAGAUGAAACUCUUCAUGACUAGACAAUAUGACCCAGUGUUACGCUGUGUUUCGUUCUUACUUCCGUUUGACGCUCUGUACUUCAAACCUUACGGUUGUUGUUUAUGUUUCUGAAACCAUUUCCUUACUUGACCACACACACAGCCAUGCUCAUUCAUAUCUAAGAUCAACAACCAAUCUUGAAUUGAAAUAAUGAUGAUUCUUUAUUGUUUGUAACAACUGGUAUUUUACAAAAACAUUCUUGACUAAACAUUCUUCAAGACACCACCUCUUGUCUUCAGACCGCUCUCAUCUGCACUGAUUAACUAGCCUGGACCUUCUCAUGACAAUGUUUACUCGGCACAUUCCCUCGACCAGUCACAAAUCGCCCUCACAAAACCUCUGACCAACUCACAAGCAACAACUUUCUUAAACAAACAUUGUAAUAAUGAAAGGUAUAUUGCACUACUUUCCCUCUGCUAUUGCCAGGUCUAAACAUUUUUUUAAAAAUCCAAGUUUUUCUUAUGUAACUGAAUUAGGUUUUGACGUAUUAUAAUAUUCUCAAUAAAGAAAUUACAACAAUUUUCAAUGCCCUUGGAAUUUAUAGUUAGGAAACAGUAAAUCAGACCUUUGUUAUUUUGUAAAGAAGUAUCUCUGUUUACUUUUCUUACAACAUAGUGUUUUGAGAUAUAUUUUUGUCCCUUCUCUAUAAUAUAGGACUGCUCAACCCCUUUUCAUGCCUCUGAAGUACAAAGAAAACAAAUUUUCAAAAAAUUUUAAAACCUUGUCCUUAAUUUUUUUAAAAAUCUAUAUAUCAUUUUAAAUAUCUAGAAUAUGAAAAAAUUUUGAUAUAUUUGUAUCUCAUUAAAAAUGUGCUCAGUCUUGAACUAUAUUAUAAAAAAAAGCAUUAAAAAAACAGAAUUCUAAAAUCUAAGGAAUAAUCUCUUAACCAGUUUUCAUGCCUGUAACAUCUUGUGUUUUGUAAGAAAUUUUCUUCAUAAUUUAUUAAUAUCAUAAAAUUGUCGAUGCCCCCAAAUUCCCCUAAACUAUAGGCCUAUAUUGCGCAAAAUGAAAAAAAAAUAUUUCCUUAUUUUUAAAGAUCUUAACCUCUAUUUGUUAAACCCCCCUGAAAUGUGUGUAUCUAUUUUAAAGAUUAAAUUGUAAUGUCUUUAAAAUUAUUGGGUUUUCCCAUCAUUGUCUAAAACGGACCAUUUAUUUUCCAGAGGAUUUUCCUCUCCCUUGUAUUGAGCAGGUUCUCUGCUUUUUUGGUAAGGGACCAAGUCUCAUUAGCGUAAGAUACUACUGGUGUUAUGAUAGUAGAGUGUAUGGCCUUCUUUGUUUACCUUGAGAGGUUUUUGCUUUCUAGUGGCUAUUGUAGGUUGAAUAGUAACAGUUGUCUGCUGUUAUCCUUUCUUUCACCCCCAUCAUUUGCUUAUCCUAGAUAUUUGAAAGUAGCCAUUUGUCUCAAAUUUGUGCUUGUUUAUUUUGAUGUUGUCAACAGUUCGGGUGUUUUCUUUACAUUACCAUAGACCAUUUAUUAUUGUUGACCCAUGGGCCUGAUUUACAUUUCGCACACAAGUUCAGCUCUAUUCAUGUAAUUAUUGCAGGUAAAAAUCUUCUGGUCAGUGAACACAUAGAGCCAGUUGAUCUAAAGACGGCUUGUACAAAACUGCGUUUGUCCCAGAUGUCAUUUAAACUUGGGCCCAGCAGUCAGAAUAACAAAGUGAUCCAAUCAUGGAUGGACAUUUCGGAUGAGCCUUUCGAUCUGUUGUCCAAGAUGCUGGACCCCAAUCCACUGACAAGGAUCACAGCAGAGGAUGCGCUCAAGCAUGAGUUCUUUACCAAUCAUCAGCUGUUCAAGUCUUGA